Messenger RNA from Dioszegia hungarica, 624 nucleotides. Its product is annotated as putative 40S ribosomal protein S8. Gene Ontology annotation, biological process: maturation of SSU-rRNA from tricistronic rRNA transcript (SSU-rRNA, 5.8S rRNA, LSU-rRNA); translation. NCBI's taxonomy places the organism in Eukaryota, Fungi, Basidiomycota, Tremellomycetes, Tremellales, Bulleribasidiaceae. The record is from RefSeq and is a predicted model, not a curated record. Gene Ontology annotation, molecular function: structural constituent of ribosome. Gene Ontology annotation, cellular component: ribosome; cytosolic small ribosomal subunit. Bases 1 to 624 code for a protein of 207 amino acids. The transcript is spliced from 4 exons.
AUGGGUAUCGCACGAGACACGCGCCACAAGCGCUCCGCAUCGGGUGCCAGGCGGGCACACUACCGUAAGAAGAGAAAGUUCGAGCUUGGGCGUCAACCUGCCAUGACCAAGCUGGACUCGUCGAAGCGUGUUCACGAGGUGCGCGUACGUGGUGGUAACACCAAGUACCGUGCGCUCAGGCUCGACACUGGAAACUUUGCCUGGGGAUCCGAGACGGUUACGAGGAAGACGAGGUUGAUUCAGGUGCGAUACAACGCAUCCAACAACGAGCUUCUCCGUACCCAGACCCUUGUCAAGUCGGCCAUCGUCGACAUUGACGCUACCCCUUUCAGGCAGUGGUACGAGUCCCACUACGCCCAGCCCGCCGCCCGAGGUGGAAAGCUUGCCGAGGCCGACCCCGAGGCCAAGCAGUCCAACCACGUCAAGCGGAUCCUCGACGAGCGCAAAAAGACUGCCAAGCUCGACCCCCUCCUCGAACAGCAAUUCAAGGCUGGUCGUCUCCUCGCCGUCAUCACCUCCCGCCCUGGUCAGUCCGGACGCGCCGACGGCUACAUCCUCGAAGGAAAGGAGCUCGAGUUCUACAACAGGAAGCUCCAGGCGAGGAAGAGCAAGCACGCCGCUUAA